GUUCAGUCUCGUCCGUUCGUUCGUCGUGUUUAGUCGCAAAAAGUGUUUACGGUGGAAAAUUGAUCCCGUUUUAUUUUUCAUUUCUUUUGUUGGGAGUUAUUUUUCGGUAUUUUUGAAUAACUUUUGUUGGAGCAUUGCUUGUGAAUAUUGUGUGUAAAGUUCUGAAUUAUAUACAUUGAAAAGUGCGAUAGAAGUUGUGUUUCAAUCCUUUUCCUUGGGCUCUCGAGUGCAUUUUCAUUGAGACGUCGCGACUGAAGAGGCGUGAGAAAAACAAAAAUAAUCGCUUCAGGCCAUAAAAGGUCCCCGGUGGAAAUCUGUCUUUCGUACAACGACAUUGAGAGUGUGUACUGAGUGAGAAAAAUCCACGGUGCCGGCAACAACACCCCGACGGAAAGAUAGAUCCCGUCAGCUUUGGUCAGCUCAUAGGGAGGAGGAGGACUGAUUUUUUAGUACAAACCAUACACUCACAAGAGGCAGCAGGAUGCCUGUGUUUCACACGAAAACGAUCGAAAGUAUCUUGGAGCCUGUUGCACAACAGGUCUCCCGGUUGGUAAUCCUUCACGAAGAAGCCGAAGAUGGCAAUGCCAUGCCCGAUCUUAGCCGGCCGGUACAGGCCGUGUCGCUGGCAGUCACCAACCUGGUCCGCGUUGGCCGCGAAACAAUACACAACUCUGACGACGACAUUCUCAAGCAGGACAUGCCCUCGGCCUUGGCUCGGGUGGAGAAUGCCGCACAGCUGCUCGAGGAAGCAUCGGGCAUGCUUAGGGUGGAUCCCUUUUCAGGACCGGCCCGCAAGAAGCUGAUCGAAGGUUCGCGAGGUAUUUUGCAGGGAACGUCAUCGCUGUUGCUGUGCUUCGAUGAGUCGGAGGUGCGCAAAAUCAUCCGGGAGUGCAAGAGGGUGCUGGAUUAUUUGGCCGUAUCGGAGGUGAUCGAUACCAUGGAGGAUUUGGUACAGUUUUUGAAGGAUUUGAGUCCGUGUCUCAGUAAAGUAUCGAGGGAGGUCGGAGCUCGCGAAAAGGAAUUGACUCACCAGGUGCACAGUGAGAUUUUGGUACGGUGUUUGGAGCAGGUUAAAAUACUGGCGCCGAUUUUAAUUUGCAGUAUGAAGGUUUUCAUACUUAUUGCGGAGCAGAAUGGGAAGGGUUCGGGCGAAGCGGCUGAAAACAGAAACUAUUUGGCCUCCAGGAUGAGUGAGGAGAUUCAGGAAAUUAUCCGUGUGUUGCAAUUGACGACUUACGAUGAGGAUCAAAGUGAGCUGGACAACUUGACGGUGUUGAAGAAGAUUCACAACGCGAUUAACAAUAAGAUGGAGGCGGCCAAUGAUUGGUUGAAGAAUCCGUAUGCGCUAAGAGGUGGAGUCGGAGAGAAGGCUUUACGCCAAAUUGUGGAUAAUGGCUUGAAGGUUUCGGAUCGUUGCCUACCGCAGGAUUCGCACAUCAUCCGCAAGUUAGCAGGAGAUAUCACAGCCAUGACCAAUACUUUGUGUGACCUUCGACAGGAUGGUAAAGGAACCACUCCACAUGCUGAUGCAAUUGCUCGGGAUGUCCGCGAUAAGCUGGGAAAUUUGGAGCAAUCUGUGUUGAAUGCGAUUAUGGGAGUGGACAAAGCAGGACUUCAACAGACUGCUCAUACUGUUCAGGGCCGUCUGGAACAAGCUUGUCGUUGGUUACAGAAUCCAGGUCAGGACGAUCGCGGACUUGGUCAACGAGCUGUUGCAUUGAUUGUUGAUGAAGGUCGCAAGGUAGCGGAAGGACUUGGAGGGCAUCAGAAAGCAGAAGUUAUGCAACUCUGCGAUGAAGUUGAGCAGCUAUCACACGACUUUUCUCAGAUGUGCGCUAAUGGCUUAGGCCAUACUGCCCAGGCUCAGGAGGUGUCCCGUCGUUUGAAUGAAAAGCUGCAUGGUUUGAAAAAGCAGAUUCAGGAUGCGGUUGUGAGUCGUGUUGUUGAAGACUUUAUUGACAUCUCGUCUCCGCUGAAACAGUUCAUGGAGGCAGUUGCUAUGCCAGAGGGAACUCCCGGCAGGGAACAGAACUUCAACCAAAAAUCUAACAAACUACAAAACUUUAGCGAUCGCGCAUCAAAAACUAGUCGCAUGGUUGCUGCUGGUGGAUCUGGAGGCAACAAAAAACUCGCUGAAGUUCUUUUGUCAUCUGCUUCGCAGAUCGACAGCCUCACUCCACAGUUGGUCUCGGCUGGUAGAAUUCGUAUGAACUAUCCAACGAGCAAAGCUGCUGAAGAGCAUCUUAACAAUUUGAAACAACAGUACGCUGAUACGAUCCUGCGAAUGAGAACCCUCUGUGAUCAGGCCACGAAUCCCUUAGACUUUAUCGAAGCCUCCGAAAGACAAAUGCAGAAGCAUUCGAUUCUUUGCGAUGAGGCUAUUCGGAUGAAGCAGCCGCAGAAAAUGGUUGACAACACGUCUAGUGAGGCUCGUUUGGCCAAUCGGGUACUUCUGGUGGCUAAGCAAGAGGCCGAUAAUUCGGAAGACCCUGAAUUCAUCACAAACGUCAACGAUGCUUCCGACAGACUGCAGGCAUCCAUUUCUCCAAUGGUUCAGGAGGCCAAAAAUGUUUCGACAAACAUUGCCGACCCCAUUCAUGCAUCCAACUGGAGGGAAGCCAAUAAGCACCUGCUGCAAAAUGUGCGCAAUAUUCGUAGUGCCAUCAAUAAUGUUCCUGAAGUACCGGAAAUGCCGGACUUGUCUGCCUUGCAUCUCAACCAACAGCAGCAUCAACCACAUCAAGAAGCGGCUCCUCCACGUCCACCACUGCCACGGGAAAACAUUCCUCCAGUACGUCCCCCGCCACCGGAGACCGAUGACGAAGACGAACUUUUCCAGGGAAUGCCGAAUGCCAACCAGCCCAUCCUUAUGGCCGCACACGGACUGCACCAGGAAGUACGUCAGUGGUCGUCCAAGGAUAACGAAAUCAUUGCUGCGGCCAAACGAAUGGCGGUGCUCAUGGCGCGGCUCUCUGAACUUGUGCGAGCCGAUUCCAAGGGUAGCAAACGUGAGCUGAUUGCCACGGCCAAAAAGAUUGCCGAAGCAUCGGAGGAUGUUACCCGGUUGGCGAAGAUUUUGGCCCGGCAGUGUACGGACAAACGAAUCCGGACUAAUUUGCUGCAGGUUUGCGAGCGGAUACCGACAAUCGGUACGCAGUUGAAGAUCCUAUCCACCGUUAAGGCAACCAUGUUGGGGGCGCAGGGCUCCGAUGAGGACCGAGAGGCGACUGACAUGUUGGUCGGCAAUGCACAGAACCUGAUGCAGAGUGUCAAGGAAACGGUGCGUGCUGCGGAAGGUGCCAGCAUCAAGAUCCGCUCCGAUCAGACCAACCAUCGGUUGCGUUGGGUUCGCCGACAGCCUUGGUACCAGUACUAAAGUUCAGCGCUUCCGUUGACACUAGAAAGGAAAGCACAAAACGCUACGAACAGCAGUGGUCGGAACGGACUAUAACAACGAUUAGGAUUUUCGGUUUUGCGCGAAUGUGUCUUAUGUUAGGAUUUGCUUUGCAAAUUAGCAAGUUUCGUAGGAUUGUGACGCAACGAUUUUAGAUCUUUACGUAUGAUAAUUCGUAUUUAUUAAAUUUUAUAGAUUGUUAGGUCCGCUGUUGCGGCAAAAUUCAAGUACUAAUAACGCUAGUUGUGAACGAAAACUAAUCUUAUUUUGGCAGUAAAAGUCAAGUAAAACAACCAUUAGGUAAUGGACAUUUCUAAACUCGUUCGAAGAGUAUUUUACAAACGCGAGGAAUAAUCGAAAAAACGUUGCCAAAAAUGUUUGAAAAUAACUAAAUACUUAGUAUAGGGAAAGCGAAACAAAGCUAUCGUUGUACCGUGAGUGAAUUUUAUCGGGAAAAUUGUUAGAACAAAAUUUUUGAUACAAAGUAACAGAUUGAAGGAAGA
This is a messenger RNA of Armigeres subalbatus, 3897 nucleotides long. RefSeq names its product vinculin (gene Vinc). The record is from RefSeq and is a predicted model, not a curated record. Gene Ontology annotation, cellular component: cytoplasm; actin cytoskeleton; adherens junction. Gene Ontology annotation, molecular function: beta-catenin binding; structural molecule activity; actin filament binding. NCBI's taxonomy places the organism in Eukaryota, Metazoa, Arthropoda, Insecta, Diptera, Culicidae. Gene Ontology annotation, biological process: cell adhesion. The coding region runs from base 482 to 3376 and encodes 964 amino acids. The transcript is spliced from 5 exons.